Caenorhabditis angaria is the source of this 390-nucleotide messenger RNA. The record is from the annotation of a GenBank genome assembly. Lineage: Eukaryota; Metazoa; Nematoda; Chromadorea; Rhabditida; Rhabditidae.
AUGAAAAUUAUUUUCCUGAUUUUUUUGAUUCCCUUGAUCCAAUCUGAAAAUUCUGAAAUCGCCAACAGAAUCUUCGAAAAGUUCCGCGAACUCGCCUACGCUGGCAAUUUCAAAACUGCCAAAACCCUCCUUGCUCCGAAUUUCGAAAUCAGAUGGUUUGGAGUUGGCUCAACUCCAGAUAAAUAUCUUAAAGAUCUGCAACACAAUCAAUUCCGAACCAAGUUUCUUGAGGCUCAACUGCAAACUUCUGAAAAUUCUGAAGUUGUGCUGAUUUAUGACGUGGAUGAUGGAAGAUUGAAGUAUAAGCUGGAAUUGAGAUGUUUGAUUGAUGAGAGUUCGGGAGAUGGCAGGAUUCAUUUUAUUAAAACGAGGGCUGUUAAGAAAUUUUGA